UCACAUAAUCUCCAACAAUACUGAUCUCUAAAUAAUUUAUAUUAUAAACUACUGGACUCAGCCUCCUCCACGUAGAUAGCUACACAGCCCUUGGAUUGGAUGCGAAUCACCUUGGAUAGGGGGCUCAUGUGGGUUCCAAGAGCAAUGCCCUUACUCUGUUGUCAAAAUGUUUGUGGGUGUUGAUAUUUUUGUCAAUCAGAACAGUCUUGAUUGGUAUGGGCUUCAUGUCUUUGCAAAUGGUACAGAUUGAUGACAUGGCAGCGUGAAUAGUGGAGCUCAAAUGCACUUUAUGUUUACGGACUCACUGUGGAUAUACAGUUGAAGUUACUGUAUUCCCUCUAUUUUCUUUGUUUCAGUAGGGGGUGAGUUCUUAUUUGUUUUAACAGGGUGUGAAUUAAUGUGGCUUGAAUUGUGUUGUGAAAAAUGGGGUGUAGUAUAGUGUGGUUCAGGAGGGACCUGAGAUUGGAAGACAAUCCAGCAUUGGUAGCAGCUGCAAGAGGUGGUGGGAGUGUAGUACCAGUGUACAUAUGGUGUCCUAAUGAGGAAGCCCAAUUCCAUCCAGGUAGAGUUUCUCGGUGGUGGUUAAAGAUGAGCCUCAUGCAUUUGGAUCAGUCUCUGAGAGCCCUAGGUGUUCCUCUGCUCAUCCUUAGAACUACUGACACCCUUUCUGCUCUGCUUAACUUGAUUCAAUCCACUGGUGCCACUCAACUCUUCUAUAAUCGUCUAUAUGAUCCUAUAUCGCUUGUACGUGAUCAUAAGCUGAAACAGCAACUUAUCGAAAAAGGUUAUUUUGUGUUCAACUUUAAUGGUGAUUUAUUAUAUGAAUCAUGGCAAGUUUAUGAUGAGAAUGGGAAUGCUUUCACAAGAUUUAAUGCUUUUUGGGAAAAGUGCUUGAACAUGCCAUUUGAUCCAGAGGCACCACUUCUUCCUCCAAGGAAACUGGUACCGUCAACAGGUGUAUUGUCUUCAUGCACGAUAGAAGAACUAGGUCUGGAAACUGAAACAGAAAAAACUAGCAAUGCACUGCUGGAAAGAGCAUGGUCUCCAGGAUGGAGCCAUGCAGAUAAGGCAUUAGACAGGUUUCUUGCAGGGCCUCUCCUAGAGUAUGCAAAACAAAGAAAAAAGGUCGAUGGUCGCAAUACUUCAUUCCUCUCACCUCACAUACAUUUUGGAGAGUUGAGUGUAAGGAAAGUGUUUCACUUGGUUCGAAGGAAGCAAACUAUUUGGUUAAGAGAAAGGAAGGCACUUGCUGAAGAGAGUGUGAAUUUGUUUCUUAGAUCAAUUGGUCUGAGGGAGUACUCAAGGUAUCUUUGCUUCAAUUUUCCUUUCACGCAUGAACGACCACUACUAGGAAAUUUAAGAUUUUUUCCUUGGAGACCGGAUGAAGGUUUAUUCAAGGCAUGGAGACAAGGACGUACAGGCUAUCCAUUCGUAGAUGCCGGAAUGAGACAAUUGUGGGCAACAGGAUGGUUGCAUAACACAGUAAGGGUGAUUGUUUCUAGUUUUUAUGUGAAAUUUCUUCAGCUUCCCUGGACAUGGGGAAUGAAGUACUUUUGGGACACGCUGUUGGAUGCAGAUAUAGAGUGUGAUAUUCUUGGUUGGCAGUAUGUCUCUGGUAGUUUGCCCGAUGGCCAUGAGCUGGAUAGAAUUGAAAACCCUCAGGCUGAGGGUUGCAAAUAUGAUCCUGAUGGAGAAUAUGUCCGGCAAUGGUUACCUGAACUGACAAGAAUGCCAACCGAGUGGAUACAUCAUCCGUGGAAUGCUCCAAUAGCAGUACUCAACGCUGCCGGGGUUGAGUUGGGUAUAAAUUAUCCAAGACCAAUUGUAGAGAAGGCUUCUGCUCAAGAACGUUUGCAGCAGGCACUUUCAGUAAUGUGGGAACGAGAUGCAACUGCAAGAAGAGAAGAAGGGUUAGGUGAUACGCUAGAAAUUCAAGGCACGGGAGGUCCAUUACAUGAAAAAAUGGUUGUUCCCAAGGUAGUUGUGAUGAAUAAAUCUGACCCAUCAGUUAACCCAUGGAGUGAUCAACAGGUUCCUUGUAUUUCCACUGCUUCCAGCGUACCAGAAGCCCCUUGUGUGAAAAAUAACUUCACAAGCAAUCUACAAAUAUCUCCAAGUGAGUCAGAGAAGGUCCCUACAGUAGCCACAGAAGCUAAUUUUGAUAGCUUAAAAAAAUGUGAGGAGCAGAAUCAGUUACUGAGGAUAAGACCUGUAUCUGUAGAGAGUGAUGAACAUUCUACAGCGGUGUCUUCAUCUGUCAGAAAAUCUACAGAUUUGGAAAGUAAACCAAGUGCUAUCCCACUGUGGUCACAGGUAGCAGAUACUGACCUAGAAACGGCAUCAGAACAAGCUGGCCUACAAUCAUCAGUUGAAUUGUUUGGACAAAAACGUACCCUACAAUUGUUCAACUGUACCAUACCCAUGGUUGCCAACAAGAUUGAAGAUGAGGCCGAAAGCUCAGUUAAAUAUGGUUGGACAAGACCAACAAAGAGACAAGCCAGAAUUGACAAUUGAAAGCAAAUAAAUACACUGUAAUCUCAUCUGUAUGGCAUGCCACGCUAUGUUCAUUUAUUAAGUUUGAUCAAUCCAUUUUCAGAAAUGACUGUUUGGCAUUGCUGCUUUCUAAAUAAAACUUGCUAUAUAAUUGUGGGUUCCAUUUGCUUCACUAUUUCUACUUUUCCAUACAUCAGGAAUAACAGCUAUACACUGGUAGGAAUCGAAACCAGUCACAUCCCCAAAAGUGGAACAUGCAAGGAUUACCAGAUGCAGAUUGGGAACAGUACAUUUUUGGCUCGCUGUCAUGGCAAUCUUGUUGGAAUGUUUUAAUUUGUCAAUCCUUCUCCAGUCUCGCUUCAGGGAAAUGUUUGUAGAAGUAGGGGCUUUGUCAUUGGCAAAUUAUAAGAAGAGUGAUCAGAUGGCGUGCAAUUUUUGUUCAAUGUAAAUGUGUUGGACUUCCCUUGGAUGAAGGUUGAUUCUAAAUACUUGGAUUCUUAGAGAGAACUGCAUAUGUUGCACUUUAUCUGAAAUUGUUUGUAAUGGUGAACUAAAAUCAUUCGUUACAGAGAAAGGUUGGAACUAUAACGAUAGAUAUUUUUUAUUUAAGCAUUUGGCGCUCACAGGUAAUUUACCUA
Cryptomeria japonica (Japanese cedar) is the source of this 3131-nucleotide messenger RNA. Its product is annotated as cryptochrome-1. Gene Ontology annotation, molecular function: FAD binding; blue light photoreceptor activity; DNA binding. Lineage: Eukaryota; Viridiplantae; Streptophyta; Pinopsida; Cupressales; Cupressaceae. The coding region runs from base 424 to 2514 and encodes 696 amino acids. Gene Ontology annotation, biological process: entrainment of circadian clock by photoperiod; circadian regulation of gene expression; blue light signaling pathway. Gene Ontology annotation, cellular component: cytoplasm; nucleus. The transcript is spliced from 5 exons. The record is from RefSeq and is a predicted model, not a curated record.